AUGCUCAUGUCUACCAAUCAAUUCUUUGGUACAUUACUAGCCUUGCUGGCAGCCACAGCAUUCGUCGCUAAGGUUCUUAGUGGGUUCCUGCCUCAUUUUUUGACUGCUCCACCAGCGCAAUGGAGAUUAAGAGUAAAUAAGGCCAUCAAGGGUGCAGAGGACACGACAGGUAAGAUCCCGGCCAUGAACUUCGGCUGGAAAACCGGAAGCGUUAGGCGGCAACUAAUUUUAGCUUCAUAUAAACCAUCUGCUUACAGCAAUGAAGGUUUUGAAUCCAAGAUCCAAGUGGGUGUUGAGGACCGCAAAAACCGAGAGUCAUUUAUCAACCGCAUGGUGCCGCAUAACAGAAAUUACAAUCGGAUUAUAUACGGAUACUUUCAUCCUUACUGCAACGCAGGUGGGGGUGGUGAGAAAGUUCUUUGGAAAGCGGUUGAAGCUACACUACAAAGAGAUCCCGAAGGUGUCGUAGCUGUUUACAGCGGCGACAACGAUGUAUCCGGCGCAGAAAUCCUCAACAAUGUUACAAAGAGAUUUGAUUAUAAACUCGACAGCUCUAGAAUUGUAUUCGUUUUUCUGAAGAGAAGACAUUUGGUCGACCCUAUAACCUGGCCCAGGCUCACGCUUUUGGGACAAGCAUUGGGAUCUGUCAUUCUAGCUAUUGAAGCACUGUACCAACUUACACCAGACGUUUGGUGCGAAACUAUGGGGUACCCGUUUACGUAUCCCGUUGUCCAUUGGUUCGCCAGGAUCCCGAUCAUAACUUACACCCAUUAUCCUGUGAUAUCAUCAGACAUGCUAGAGAAGCUUGUGUUAACUCCUGGGUUCAAAACCAAUCUGAAACUCAAGAUCAAAUACUAUUAUUGGAGACUUUUCAUGAUGUUUUAUCGAUUUACGGGAAACUAUGUCGAUAUCGCGACAACAAAUUCUACUUGGACUCAAAGACACAUCAGUCAAAUUUGGCCUAGUAGUGUAAAAAGAAUAAUAUAUCCUCCGUGUUCGACAGAAAACCUAGUUUUUGAAGAAAGCUCGGAUUUGUGGUCGAGACAAAAUCAGGCAGUAAUUAUUGCUCAGUUCAGACCUGAAAAAAGGCACAAACUUAUCAUUCGCUCAUAUGCUGCUGCUUUGAAAGAAUCUGCUCCUGAAAAUCAAUCGAAGUUACCCAAAUUGAUCUUUAUUGGAUCUACCAGAAGUCAAAACGACCGUGAUUAUGUUGAGGAGCUAAAAGAGUUAACCUUCAAAAACUGUAAAAUUCCCGAGGAUAUGGUACAGUUUCAAACCGAUUGCGAUUAUGAAACGAUGAAAAAACAUCUACAAAAUUCAACGUAUGGGAUCAAUGCAAUGUGGAACGAGCAUUUUGGUAUUGCUGUCGUUGAAUAUGCUGCAUCUGGGUUAAUACCCUUGGUACAUGCAUCGGCCGGCCCAUUGCUAGAUAUUGUUGUACCGUGGAAUCUGAAAGCCAAUAAGCAGGUCCUUGAAGCAACCGAGGAGAAUAGGACCGGGUUCUUUUUUAAAGAUCCGAGCGAUCCUGAUUUCGCCAAAGGGGAGAGCGAUAACUACAAUACUCUGGGAGGCACAUUUUUAGAAAUUACCAAACUAACUGCGGAGGAAAAGAUUGACAUUUCGCAAAGAAGCAAGCAAUGCGUAUUAAAUAAGUUUUCCGACGAAACUUUCGCGGAGAAGUGGAAUGAAGUGCUCAACGAUCUAUAA
Lachancea nothofagi CBS 11611 is the source of this 1707-nucleotide messenger RNA. The record is from the annotation of a GenBank genome assembly. Lineage: Eukaryota; Fungi; Ascomycota; Saccharomycetes; Saccharomycetales; Saccharomycetaceae.